CACGUGAUCAAUGAAAUCAAACACUAAAAAAUAUCAAGGGAUAACUUCAGGAGAUUAGUCAUUUUCAUCGCUAGUAUAAGAGUCUAGAUUUAGACGUGGCAUCUAGUUCAACUUAUAUUUUAAUUAUGUUUUUUUAUACUUUUUAAAACUUGAUGACUAGUCUAUAUUUAUGGUGUUAAAAAUAAACAAAAGAAGAGAAAUGGCAAUGUAUUGGAUUCUCGUGUCAUUAUCUAUGAUGUCCGCUGACGUAAAAUCUUCUUUACUCCAUCCCUGUCCAGUAGCAUAUGUUGGCGAAUCCUACAAAUUAGAAUGUUCUGGGAUGACCACAGAAAGAAGGUUUAUCGUUUGGACUCCAGAAGAUAAAGAAAAUCAAACCAGUGAAGAGAUAAGUCGCCAAAUUCUCAAACCUACCACAAUUUCUGGAAUUUCCACGAAUACAUCACGAUAUAGAAUAGAAUACCGGUCUUUUUUUGGCCAUUAUUUUAGCAACUUCAUAAUUUUAAACGUCACAGAGGAUGAUAGAGAUACAGUCAUCACCUGUGUUGUCAUCGAAGAGGCUCUGUCUGAACAAGACGUUAUAAUGACUUGCCGACUUCCGGUCUUUGACUUUACCCUACCUCCAUCUUGCCGCGCCUCGCUGAUCAUGCCAGACGUGUCAUUCGUCUGCGUCUUUCACAAAGUUCAUCCAAAGGUCAAAUGUGAAUUCGGAUACGAUAAAAACGAGUUUCAACCGGAAGUGUCUGUAGAUUACGUUGUCAACCCAUUGACUCCAUUCUUACCUGACUAUUACAAUAUAACAUGCAAAGGUUUGUUAAAGUUGAAGAAAAACAACUACCAAACAAUCUAUUUUGUGAGAUUCUCACCCAUUUUUGAGUUAGGCUUCGAAGUCGAGAAUAACAAGAUCCUAACCCGUGUCCAAGAGGUCACUCUUAAGUUUUCUCCCCGAGUGGUCAUCAACAGUCCAUCUUAUAUAAGUCUUUGUCCACCUAAUGUAACUAGAAAUGUGACAGUUUACUGCUCGGCCACUUCGUCAUCCCAGAAAAUAAAGCUUCACUUGUUUGUUGACAACGAUAAAGUUAUACCGCAGAAGCCGCCGACAAUGAAAGAUGGUAGGCUCUAUAUCACAAUGCAGGAAUACACCGUAGAAGUUGACAGACAUUUCGGAAACAGAUCUCUUAGAUGUCAACGCGGACGUUUCUCUAAUGACACUGCCAGAAUAGAUGUAUUUGUUCCACCAGCUUCCAAUCCUUUGUUUGUUUUAAACGGAGGAAUGGUAAUUAAUCAGAUAACUGUCAUCCCAGGAGAUGCUAGGCUUUCAAUCACGUGUCUUGUUAACAAAGGGACUCCACGUGUCUCUAACAUCAGUGUUGUCUGCUAUUUCGUAAACGGAGCCAGAUUCCUUGAUAAACAUAAUUCUUCGAAUUUGGUCAUUUUCACAAUUUACGGGAAAUCCCUUUCUGUGGAAUCUAACUGUAUUUGUACAGCUCAACACAUAUCCGGCUGCUAUGAUGAAAAAGCAUCUCUUAAAAUUUCUAUUAAUGGAACAAAAGAGAAUCAUGUUCAGUCAGAAGAUACAACUGACUACAAGUCUAUAAUCUACAUAACUGUGAUCAUUCUCCUUCUUAUUAUCAUCAUUGCCAUGUCUGUAUUUAUUCUGCGUUAUCGAAAGGCUUUUUACUAUUAUUAUUUGUAUAAAAAAUACUACGUACGUAUUCCAGAAGGAUGUGACCGUUUUGGCUCAGCUAUUCACUUUUACAAAUAUGUUUCUUCCUUUAAAGUGCCCAAACCCAACCCGCCGCCACCCCGACGUUUAGCGCCGAGUUGUCCAAGCGACAUUGAUACCGAAGACUUAACUUCCUCUUCGGAAGUCAAAUAUUAUAGAAGUGCAAUGGCUCUGUAUUGGAUCUACGUGAUCUUACCUAUAAUGUGCAACGAAGUGACCUCUUUUGUAAUCCGCCCCUGUCCAGUAGCGUAUGUUGGCGAACCCUACAAACUACAAUGUAAGGGAAGGACCAACACAGAUGGAAGCUUCAUCAUCUGGAAUAAAGAGAAUAAAGAAAAUCAAACCAAUGGGGAAGUUAGUCGCUGCUACCUUAAUUCCACCUGUUUUACUAACAGUACAUCGCGUUACUUUGUUAACAUGACAUCAAGUUAUGAACUGCAGUUUUCCUACACUUUUGCUAGUACGUUUAUGAUCUUAAACGUCACAGAGAAAGACAGAGGUGCAGUCAUCUACUGUGGAGUCAUCUACGAGAUACCUUCGCUGUCUGAACCAGAGACCGUAAUGGUCUGCCGACUUCCAGUCUUUGACUUCACCCUGCCUCCAUCGUGCCACGCCUUACUGUACAUGCCAGACGUAUCCAUCGUCUGCGAUUUCCAAAGAGUGCAUCCGAAAGUGAAAUGUGAAUUCGGUUACGAGGCCAACGUGUUUCAACCGGAAGUGCCCGUGGAGUACACCGUGAAAACAUUAACUCCCACCUUACCUGACUAUUAUAAUAUAACUUGCAAAGGUUUGUUGAAGUUUAAAGAUAGUUACCGUACGAUAUACUAUGUCAAAUUCUCACCCAUUUACGAAUUAUACAUCAGUGAAGAAGGAAUUAAGGACCAUGGUCGUGUCCAAGAGGUCACUCUCAAGCUGUUUCCCCGAGUGGUCAUCAACAGUCCAGCUUACAUUAGCAUUUGUCCACCUAAUUUGACUAAUACUAUGAUUGUUUACUGCUCGGCUACUUCGUCUUCCCCAAGCGUGUCGCUAAACUUAUUUGUGGACAACGUUAAGGUCAUGCCGCAGAAGCCGCCGAGGCAGCUUCUUAGUGAGCUCUACAUCACCAUGCAGGAAUACACAUUACAAGUGGACCAAAAUUUUCAAAACAAAACUCUACAAUGCCAACGUGAAGGUUUCUACAAUGACUCUGCCACAGUAGGUAUUGUCAUUCCACCAGCAUCCGAUCCUUUGUUUGUCUUGGAUGGAGGGAUGGUAAUCAAGCAUAUCAAUGUCAUUCCUGAAAAUUCCAAGAUUUCUAUGAAGUGUCUUGUUAACGACGGGUUCCCUUUCGUCUCUAACAUUACUGUCGUCUGCUAUUUUUUAAAUGGAACCUGGCAUCUUAAAAUACACAAUGCUUCAAAUUUUGUCUUUUUCACCAUUUACGGAAAAUACCUUCCUCUUGAGUCCUACUGUAUUUGUUCGGCUCAUCAUCUGUCUAGUUGCUAUACCAAAAAUGCAUUACUUAGAAUUUCUGUUAACGGCGCCAAUGAGAGAGUUGCUCGGUCAGAGGAUGAGCUUUACUAUGAGUUUAUUAUUUACGUAGUAGCAGCAUUAGUGAUCAUUAUCCUUGUUUCCAUAAACAUUGCCAUGUCAGUAUUUUUUGUGCGCCAUCGGAAAUCUCCGAACCAUCAUCAAAAUCCUUACGCUGAUAGUUCAAAAAUAUAUGACCGAGUAAGCAAAUCUACAGAAUCCCAAACUUAUGAAUCGCCAGGCGAAACUUCUAUGCUAUCAGGGAGCAGCUUAUCCGUCAGUACUUCAGAUUUCGUCGAGACUUUGAACAAUAAUCAUAACCCUAACCAAAAUAUGCGUUUUGUAAAUCUGAAGAUGGCUUCUCUAGAAGGAAUCAAUACACCCGAGCUACCACCGCGAACGAAAUUAUGCUCAGAUUAUGAAGGAAACUAUAUUACCGAAAACUCAGAGAACGCUUAUCAAGACACAUUGAAACAAUCUUCAGAACAAAGACUUACGGAAAGGCAACAAAUAGAUGACGGUAAAAGACUUUGCAGUCAUAAAGAGUCUACCAUAAGACUUAAAGAAAGUGUCUCGACAAACUCAAGAGCUGAGAAAGACUUCGAUAAUGAACACUGUAUUUUUUAUAGUCAAAACUAUGAAAAUUGCGAAAUUCCAACUAAUUCUUUUUGUUAUUUUGAUACACCUGCCACCGAAACUCCGAAGCCGCAAAAUAAACUGGGCCAUGGUUCUGGAGGAAAAAUCUAUUUGGAAGACCCGGAGUCAAAUUUUUCGAAUGAAUAUAGUUCUACCUCCGAAAUUAAAAGAAUAAGAGAAAGUUACAGAUUGCGCACAGAUAAGAAAAGGAGUGGCAAAAAAAAACGAAGCGAAUAUCUUUCGACUUCUUCUGAAGAGAUGCUACCGCAAACUAUAAGUAACACAAGAGGAAGUUUGUUGAUCUCUUCAGAAGAGAAGUUACCGCAAACUGUACGAAAUACUAGAAGUUUGUUGACCUCUUCAGAAGGGAAGUUACCGCAAACUGUACGAAAUACUAGAAGUUUGUUGAUCUCUUCAGAAGAGAAGUUACCGCAAAGUAUUCGAAAUUUUAGACGUUUGUUGACCUCUUCAGAAGAGAUGCUACCGCAAACUAUAAGUAACACAAGAGAAAGCUUAUUGACUUCUUCAAAAGAGCUGUUAUCACUGACUUCAUCAGAAGAGAUUUUACCUAAAACUGUACAAAACACAAGAGGACGUUUCUCGACCUCUUCAGAAGAAUUGUUAUCACAAACUAUAAGAAACGAUAGGUCAAAUGGUACAAAAAGCUCCGACAAUGAACGAAGUUGUUCCCAUUCUGUUCGAAAACCUCAAUGCAAAAAACGUCCACCAAGUGAGACAUUAAGCUUCAAGAGCUCUUCUUCUACCCUCCCUCUGUCCCAUUCUGAUAGCUGUUUUUUUAGUGAGUCAGAUAACAUCUCUGACAAAAGUUGUCUUGAGGGAUAUCAUAUCAUUUCUAACCCUCUGGGAACCACAAAGCACAGUGUAAACACGGACACAGUCAGCCUCUCGGAUGUACCUUCAGAUCAAGAUCUCGACAACGAGAUUGGAGAAAACUGCGUGGCCACAUUAAUUAACAUAAUUAAUCCUUCUUCUGAAGAUGACCUUUAGACGUAGACAUUCUUUAAAGUGAUGUUUCAAACAGUUUAUUGGAAAAAUUUCAAAAUAUGGAGCCAGUGUAAACUCCGAGAAAGCAGUAGUAAAAUGUGUCUGGGUUAUGGUUUGAGCACAGACGACAAUCCAAAACUCUAUCAGUAGCGUAACGAGGUGAGGGUGGCCAUUUCGGGGACCGAAGCGUAGGUAGGGGGUGGGGAGGACAAAUUGGCAUCACAACACUAUAUAAAAUAUUAACCAAAAUUCACUUAACCUGUUUAAGAGCUGCAAUAGGUCAGUUCAUUUGUCUGACUUAGUCUGAUAUGUAAUUUUUAAGGUGUCCCCAACACAAAGUCUUAUUUAACAAUUGGACAAUCACGUCCAUUAAGGACGUACGUCAUUUACAUGUGUGUCCCUGUUGGCCAAGAGUCUUCUUAUCUUAUCUUAUAUAAUACAGACGUUACUUCAGAAAAGAAAGUAAAUAAAUGUAGUGACUUUCUUACUCCAGUGUUGAUUGCUAGAAUAGACAUUGAUCAUACUAAAUUAACUUAAAGUACUCAGCCAGGUAGCUUCUUCUUCGUGUAUACAUAAUACCCACUACCAGAAUCAUACCACUAUACUGAAGGACCAGCAACACUUAGCAAUGUACAAUUGGGGUCCAUCUACACCCCUUAUAGACAUCUGUCUAUAUACCGAUCUUUAUAGUGGGUAGUGCAACAAAUGUUCUGUACACAUUUCUAUGUUUUCCCGCUCUAAUUCUGACAUUAGCAAGCUAAAUGCACAUUGUUUUUAAAUACAUUUUUAUUUGAUGAUUAUGUCCUACGUUUUUAAACACAUUUUUAUUUGAUGAUUAUGUCCUACGCGUCAUGCAUUCAGUCAUGCAUGUUAACCAGUGACCUAAAUUCUCCCUGGCUAGCUCAGGCAACCCAUUCCAUGCUCUAAUAGCACUAGGGAAGAAGGAGUAUUUGUACAAAUUAGUCCUAGCACAUGGGGAGGGGGGAACGGGGUAAACAUUGUUCCAUUGUAUUUUAAUAUAACAUUCAUUUGUUUAUUAAGAGAGAAACUAUCGAUCUAUGCAAUGUAUAAAGGACAUUUUGUCUUUAUAAAAAAGUAUUUUAAUUGUUUUAUUGUAAAAAAAAAAAAGCGUUGAAUAGUCUAAACUUUAUAUUUUUAAGCAAAAAACAAAACAACAACAAACAAACAGUAACAAAGAAAAAUAAGAGAAAGUAAUACAAAGAAAUGCAGAGGUAACAUAAGGGAAUCUAAAAAAGCAAGAAACUGAAAUAAUGAUAGGAAAAGAUUUUUCAAAUAAAUUAAUGUAAUAAUGCCGUGGACGCUAAACUGAAGGAUCACGGUUGCAAACCAACUAUCUCACAUUCGGCAGUUGAUUUUCGUUUUAACUCUCCAUUAUGGUCUCUGGAUAGAUGCCCUUUAAACUACGCCUAUACUUUAGUGACACUGGAGUCUCAUAUUGUACAGUUGGUGCACCAAUUAUGAUCUGUCGACCGUCUUUCUAAAUUCCUAUCUUUCCAAUGGACUAACCCCUCAUGCAUGAACAAACUUACUUACUUAGACUUAGGUCCUCCCGCGCCGUUCGGCGCAUUGGGCGGCAAGCUGUCUCCAUAGAGAGCUGUCGUUGGCAAUGUCUGAAGCCUCCUCCCACCUGGUGUCCACUGUUCUGAGAUCCUCCAUGAAGGUGUGUGGCCGAGUAAUACGAGGACAUCCCUGUUUGCGCUUUCCUCGUAUUGGCCUCCAUGUCAUCGCAACUCUUGGUGUGCGUAAUUCAUUUUGACGUAGAACAUGUCCCGCAAACCUCAUGCGACGAUCUGUCACAAACCUCACUAAGUUAACUUAGUUAACUCACUAAGAACAAACAAGAAAAUAAAAAAUAAACAACUUUCUUUUUAAAACAAAGCUGAUAUUAAAGCGUGUUGUAUCACUUAGUUUGGGUCACUCAUGAGAUUAAAUUUAUACUAGAUCUAGAGUAACUAUAAUAAAUCUGUGCGAUUAGAAAUAUGUUUAUCACUUUCUUUUAUCUUUCUCAAUAUGCUAUGACCCAAUUGCUUGUCUGGAUCAGUUGGUAGAGGGGUGGGAGGAGAAGGAAGGAGUUACCUGGAUGAAUAUUAACGAAAGACCUGGAUUCGAACUCGAGUGAUCGAGCUCAAUAAAUCCUCUUCAAACUAAUGUACGAACCUCUGUACCUCUGCUUAUGAAAAUGGAAGGUUUGUAGUUAUCUAUUGUUAGUUUCCAUUUUUUAAGCAAAGUGUAAAGGGGACUAAUUCAACAUAUACUACCAUAUCAGUCAAGUACAAUUUUUUCCCUUGUUCGAGACCCAAAAAAAAAGUUAAUUUUUUUGAAACUGAUUCUUCUGUUGUCAAGUAAAAGAAAUAAUUUGGGUGUGGGAGAAAUAACGUGCACAAACAAUUUACCAGACAGACAAACAGACACAAAGUGAGUUGAUAUACGCUUUAUAAAAAGGGCAUGUCCUAGAAAAUUGAAAUUUGGCAUUUUCUUUUUAACAAAUAAGAAAAACAAAUUCUGAAAAUCAUCUAGACUCAACUACAGAAUUUGCAGACAUUAAAUCGAAAAAAAAACAACAAAACAGAAUCAAAAGAUUAUUGAACGCGGCUAAUUUAAAUUAACAAUCAGGGAACCAAACUUUGAUAAUCUGUCAUCUCAGCACAAACAAUUUCAUCCUUUUUAUUAAUCCAGAUAAAUGUUAUUUAUAAUAUAAGUUUAAUAUUUAUGUAAGUAGAAAUAAUAAUUUGUUUAUUAAAUAAUUAUUUUGUGUACGUACCAAAACAAUACAAAAUGAUAUUUUGAUUGUUAUUCGAACUGAUCACUCUUUCAAUGACCAUACAGUUUAAUUUAACGUUUUCAUACUGUGGCCAGUCAUCUUAGGGCCCAAUGGACAUUCUGAUAUUGUGUCGAAUUUCUUCAUUUGUUGUAAGGUCAUUGUCAUGGAUACCUAGGAUCGUUCUACGUCAUUUCAAUUCAAUGAUGACAGGAGCAGCGGGUGUAAAGUGUGUGUGUGAGAGAGAGUGUCGUUAAUUAGUUUGUUUAUUUAUUUGCUGUGAUUUGUGUUUUUUAACACGGGUAUUUUAUUCAGGGGAUGUUAAUGUGUGUUAGACCAGUAAUUACUUGGAGCUGCUGUUCUGGUCAGGACUAAAGUAUGAGGGGGAUACAUUUAUUUUCUUAUGUACUGCCUUGGUACAGCUCACAAGUCUAACGGCUAAAUAUGUUGGUUACUUUAGCUUCAAUUGUUACUAUCUAUUUUUAUGUCACUUGUGUAAACGCCCAGGUGCUGUCAAAGGUACUUGGUCUAUUUUGUUAACUGUUUUAUUAUUGUUAUUGCUAUAUAUUAUAUUGAAUAUGGAAAAAAAAAGUCUUGCAGUAAAUAAAUGUAGUGACUUUUUUACUCCUGUGUUGAUUGUUAGUAUAGACAUUGAUCAUACUAAAUUAACUUAAAGUACUCAGCUAGGUAGCUUCUCCUUCAUGUAUACAUAAUACCCAUUACCAGAAUCAUACCACUAUUCGAGCCUAUUGUAAUACAGAAGGACCAGCAACACUAGCACAGUACAAUUGGUGUCUAGAAAACAUCAUUAAAAAGGCAUCAAAAACGGAGCGGUACAAAAACUCCUUCAUACCUCACUCGGUCAGACUCUAUCACCGCCACUCUUUGAUCAGGGAACAUGAAAUGCACCAAGAUACCUGUGUGUAGUCGCUGAACGAACUCUUUAUGUUGUGUCUGUUGUAUUUAUGUGUAUUUUUCUGUUGUGUUGUCUUUAUAUGAGAAAAGAGUCCUUGUAACCACAACAAAUUUCCGUAAGGAUCAAUAAAGCAGUCUUAGUCUUAGUCUUAGUCCAUCUACACCCCUUAUAGACAUCUGUCUAUUUACCGAUCUUUAUAGUGGGUAGCGCAACAAAUGUUCUUUACACAUGGCUAUGUUUUCCCGCUCUAAUUCUGACAUUUGCAAGCUAAAUGCCCAUUGUUUUUAAAUACAUUUUUAUUUGAGCCAAUGCCAUAGAUCGAUUCUUUUACAUAACUUAAAUAUUGAUAUUACUUUGUGAAAAAAAAAACAACAACUUAAUCAUUGAAGCAUAGACAUUUAGUUUAGCAGUAUCAAAAUGUACACAAUAACUACCUUCUGGCCUUUCAACGCUUUUUUGUUUUCUGUACACCGGAUAUACAGAAGUACAAGCUUAUCUUAUCUUAUCUUAUAAAAUACAGACGUUAUUUUAAAAAAAGAAGAUGAUUACCUCCUACGCGUUAUGCAUCUAGUCAUUCAUGUUAACCAAUGACUUAAAUUCUGCCAAGUCACUGGUUUCCCUGGCU
This is a messenger RNA of Biomphalaria glabrata, 9193 nucleotides long. RefSeq lists its product as uncharacterized. NCBI's taxonomy places the organism in Eukaryota, Metazoa, Mollusca, Gastropoda, Planorbidae. The coding region runs from base 170 to 4876 and encodes 1568 amino acids. The record is from RefSeq and is a predicted model, not a curated record. The transcript is spliced from 6 exons.